AUGGCGGAGAUGGAAAAUAUCCACGGCUCGUGGAAGGUCGCUGAUGUGAAAACUCUGUCAGCGGUUGCCGAUGGUUUAGAGUCGAGUGGUUUGCAAGGAACUGACUUGACGUUUGAUGACUCUGGUGAAGUGACUUGGAAAGUUCCGCAUAAUUCGGAAACCAUUCCAUCUUUUGUUACUAACUUCGAAAUUUAUGAGUAUAUCUCGGGUGAUCCUCCAAUUUUAAAGCUAGUUGGAACCACAACCGGCGAUGUUAUGGAGUUUAAAGUUUCCAGCCGUCCUGAUGGCAUGCUAGUUCUAAACUAUGAAAAUUGUUUUAUCCUGUCAUGUGAGAAGCUAUCGCCGAGUGACCAAAUAGGAGAUAUGCCAUUUUCCUUCCUCAAUGCUUUUGAACAUGGCUAUUUCUCUGAUCUUACCAUAGAAGCUGAUAACGGCAAAGAGUACAAAGUUCACAAGACAAUUCUGCAAGUGAGUUGUCCAAGCAUGGAUUGGCAGCGAGCACCUCCACCGCUCACAGGAUUACAGACUGAUGUGUUGCAUGCAGUGCUGUAUUAUCUGUAUGCGGAAUGCCUACCUAAAGGACUGUCAGAAGACACUGCCAAAUUGUGUUACAGGACUGCAUCCAAACUACCCGGUCUGGAGAAGCUAGCAGAACUCUGUGAAACAUUCCUCAAAAAUAUCGCUUUGAAGCAACAAAUCAUGGGCUUAAUCAGUGACAUGCACACGUGUGCUGAUAAAAUAAUUGACAUAUUCAAUGGACAAGGUGGUGGUGGUGAUGAUGGAAUAAGCAGUGGUAGUCAAUCAUUUGCUGAUCCAGCAAAGUUAUGUUACUCUUUUAAGCAAGCUUUAAGGGAAGGUGCAGUAGCUGGUGCCAAGUUUCUCACACUUUGUGAUCUCUUCUCAAGAAGAAAAGGUGAAUUUAGUAGAGAAGAAAGACAUGAAAUAAUUAAAUAUGCAAGAACAAGGUUACCAGUGUUUCUUAGUCAGUUAAGCAGGUUAUUAGAAGUAUGUAGACAACAGUUUUCACAACAUUUAACGCCAAGUCAGAGACAAGAAAUUGCCAUUUACCUUAUUCCAGAAAUUGAAACAAGUUUAGAUAUGUUAUCUAAAAUAGUGAUAGAUGCCAGAACUGCCAUAGAACAAGUCAUUACUGCAUCCAAUACACUGGAAAAACAAAAGAAACAUAAAGGAGAUGCAUUGGGUAGGACAAUUAGAAAUGCACUACAUAUGAAAGAGCUAGUGAAGCUUCGGAAAUUCCACGAGAGGACAACAACUGAGUUCAUGAAUUUACUACAUAAAAGAGAUAAUUUUGCGUUGUUGACGCAAAACGAGAAAGUCAUAUCAGUGGUGAGGAAUAUGGAGCAAAUUAUCGAAGAGUUUCCACAAUAUUUGAAAAGAAUAGACCUACUGGCUUCUACAAUUGAGGAAAAAUUGACUUGGAAAGAGUGGAAGUAUCUGUUUAAAUUUGGGUCGUCCAGGGUGGCCUGGGUGUUAAACAAAAUGACGCAGCAUAAGGGAACAUUACAGUCAGUGUUGGCACCAGUAUGUGAUCUAGUACACAGGGAAACAUUUACAACAGCAAUAGUACAACUAGGUAUUCUAGAUGCAUCAGUCAAUAAGAAGACCUUGUCAACCAAAGAUGGAACUCAGCAGCAGUCUACAGAGUCAAGUAGUCCCAGUGUUAGUACUGGUGCUACGAGUAAAACCAGCAAACCAACAUAUCAGACUAAUGCAGUGGAGUCUUUGAGUAUACCGCCAGUACCAGGUAAAAGUAAACUUGCGAAAUCCGCGACAGAGUUACUGAAAUCUGGACACUUAGCCGAUAUGAGAUUUGAAAUCAUACACCAAAAUCUACCUGAAGAACCUGAUAUUGUGAUAGAUCAUACUCAUGGUAACGCAGCGCCACCAAUGCCUCCAUCGCUGGCAGCGACCACGCCUCAUCUAAACUCGUGUGAACUGGAUAUAGAUAUGGAGGUCUACGAAAUUAAAGCACAUCGUGUGAUUAUAGCUGCCAGGUGUGAUUGGUUCAGACGAGCGUUAAAUAGUGGUAUGCGAGAAUCUAUAGAUAAAAAAAUCACAGUACACGAUGCCAAUCCUGAACUGUUCAGAUUAUUUCUGCAGUUCUUAUACAGUGGAUAUUUAGACACAUCAGGUCUAUCUGUAGAGCAGGUUGCUGAUAUGAUGUCACUGAGUGAUAGGUACGAGGUUGAUACAUUGAAGCAACUUUGUGAGAGUACAUUAAAAAGACAUUUAGAUGGAAGAUACAGCAUUCUUUAUGUUAACAUUAGCAGACCAAUUCAAUGCAAGCACAUUACGGGCAGGGGCAAUGAACUUUAUUAUGGAGAACCCAUCGUUGGCACAAUCUGAUGUUUUUGAUGAUUUACCGG
Saccoglossus kowalevskii is the source of this 2387-nucleotide messenger RNA. RefSeq lists its product as uncharacterized. The record is from RefSeq and is a predicted model, not a curated record. Gene Ontology annotation, molecular function: protein binding. NCBI's taxonomy places the organism in Eukaryota, Metazoa, Hemichordata, Enteropneusta, Harrimaniidae.